Molecule: messenger RNA, 1511 nt
Organism: Dothidotthia symphoricarpi CBS 119687
Lineage: Eukaryota; Fungi; Ascomycota; Dothideomycetes; Pleosporales; Dothidotthiaceae
Exons: 3
Coding region: 244-1182 (312 amino acids)
Source: RefSeq, a predicted model, not a curated record
GUGCUCACACAGAACUAUCCAAGUCCCUGCCGGACAAACAAGCCAAUCAAUACGAUUCGUCACGCUCCAGCAUCCGCUACCAUCGAUUUCGAGACUAUUUGCCACGUGCGUCAGGGUAUGCCCCGGAGUGAUCGUUCGGGCAUCUCUGGUUCCGUCUUAAACUUCUUAACACCCACGAUGCGCCCCAUGUUUUUGAGGUGUCUUCUUUCUUUUUAGUCAUUGUAAUCUUCUAAAACUGGCGGUAUGGCAAGUGUAAACGUUCAAGAGCUGGUUCUGUUGGGCAAAAUCGUCUUCGUUCUUAUCAUAGUACUUGUGCUCUUGUCGUGGAUAGCGGUAGCUCUGCGACUAUGGGUCAGAUUCAAAAUAACGAAAUCUCCUGGUUGGGACGACGCGGCUAUGGUUGUUACUCUGGUGUUGUUUAAUGUUUACUGCGCUAUCAUCUUCGUGAUCACUUUUCGCAGCGCUGAUGGAGAAUUGUUCCACAAAAAGGACCUUCGCGUGAGCCUCAUGUACGUCCAACUAGCCGAAAUCUUCUACAUCUUGACCACCACUACCCUCAAGAUCUCUCUUGGCCUCUUCUUCCUUCGCGUCUUGACCAAGCGAUGGCAGACUGCUAUCUUCCAUGCCAUCCUCGGCAUAUCGGCCAUUUAUGGGUUGUUCUACGUCUCUAUCACCAUACUCCAAUGCGGCAAUCCCGCACGCCUAGCAGACAGCUUCAUGCAAGCGGAUCGCUGUCUCCCAAAAGCCCUCCUCCUCACUAGCGGCUACGUCUACGGCAUCCUGAACAUCGUUGCAGACUGGACCUUCGUCCUGAUCCCCAUCGCGAUCCUCAUCGACAGCGACAUUGACCGUCGAGCCAAGAUCUCCGUCAGUAUCGUCAUGGGUCUCGGCGCGAUUGGCAGCGUAGCCAGCAUCUUCCGCCUCUUCUACCUUGAGGGCCUGCUAAUCGGCGGUGGCGCUCUUUCCGCUGCGUCUGUCAAAGUCACCAUCUGGGCCACCGCCGAGCCAGGUACGGGGAUCAUCGCCGCCUCCGUCGCUAUCUGGCGUCCGCUGUUUCGCAAAAUGGCAGUAGACGUCCGCGACAAAGUCGGAGUGUACCAGUCGCGAAAAGCUUCGCGCGUAGGCCCCAUGCUUGACCCCGGCACGCAGAGCCAAAUGUCACGAUUACUCUCACAUCCGUGAUGGCCGUUUCUCGGAAGACGUCCAUCUACUCGGAGUGCGAGACCUACUCCUUGAAUAUGACAUUAUCCACGCGCAACAUAGCGGGUCGUAACUCGCAGAUGAGGCAUGAGUUCUGUAUGCGUAAUGCCAUAAGUUUAGAUAUACUUUAUAGACGGUCUUAGCGGGGGACGUUCAUUCGUUGAAGACCAAAAGUCUAUACAACGACUAUGAUGACUUUUUGUGUCAUAUGUGCAAUUUCUGUGAACAUCUGUGGUAAGCCUUGGUGCAGUGCGUUUGAAGUCUUCGUGUAUCGUGCUAGGAUGGCCGGUGACGAGGUUCAGGAACAGCGG